Molecule: messenger RNA, 1179 nt
Organism: Fomitopsis serialis
Lineage: Eukaryota; Fungi; Basidiomycota; Agaricomycetes; Polyporales; Fomitopsidaceae
Exons: 3
Coding region: 1-1179 (392 amino acids)
Source: RefSeq, a predicted model, not a curated record
AUGUCGCAGAUUCUGCGUGAGGCCCCUGCGGACGUGCUCGUCAUGAACGGUAACCGCGCAUACAUUGACCUUCACAGCACUUAUAUGAGCGAAGUUAUCGAGCACAAGGCCCUCAGCAACCAGACAAAUAGGGAGAGCUACGCAGCACUCCUUGCCCAUGUUGGCGACGCCCGGAAUACUCCCCAGGGCAGUACAUCAAACCCAGAUCAAGGCAAGAAGGGUGCAGUGACUCCGAAACUCAGCAACGACCUCACGCUGCUCCUCGAUCCCUUGGACCAGAGAGAGCAUCCACAUAUCAAGUAUUGGGAUGUGCGCUCGUGGCGCAAUGCUGCACGGUCCAUCCGGUUGACGAGCAAUCCCAACUCGAAGCAAGGUCAGCGCGGCCAAAGCCGCUCGUCCAGGGGCGAAAAUGUGAAUGCGCGAUAUCACAAGAAUGCCCAAGGUGAACCUGUCAGCGGGCGACUGCGCGCCAGCAACCUGGAAUCAGCGAACCAACCUACAGGGCGACUACUAUCGAGCCACGAUGUAUUCAAAUUCCCCGAGCUACGCUUUUGCAUGCUCCACUGGAAGGUUGACGAGAUAGCAGCCGAAAUAUACUCACAGUGGUACCGCAGUCGUACAAUCACGUCGGGCAAGCACAGUCGGUCUCGAUCACCGUUGUUGAAGGAUGAACCUGGUCAUCAACUUGAGCUUGACUCACUCGACAAAGCACACUGGCGAAUCUCCGCCUCUCCUCAGCCGACGAAUCAAUCUGCAUCUGCUACGUCAGGCCCUAGUCAUGCCUCCGAGUCGCCCACUUCGUCUGCCAUUGCCCUUGCCUCGUCCGCCACUGUUUCUCUCGCACCGUCUGCUGUCUCGCCCGCACCGUCUGCCAUCUCUCUCGAUCCACCUGCCGUCUCGCCCGCACCAUCUGCCAUCUCUCUCACAUUGCCUGCCGUCUCGUCUACCCUGCCCGCCGAGUUGUCUGCCCCACCUGCUGACUCGACCGCCCCAUCCACUCAGUCUCUCGCAUCGCUUGCGCUCUCGUCUACCAUCCCACUUGCCCUGUCUGCCGUCUCACUCGCACCAUCCGAGUCUGCCGUCUCGCUUGUGCCAUCUACUCAGCCUGUCUCUCUCCACCCACCUGCUGUCUCUCUCGCACCGCCGUCUGCCACCAGAUGCUGGCAUGCUCAUGUAUGA